AUGUGGUAUUUGCCAAUAAAAGAGAGGCUGAAAAGGUUAUAUCAAUCAGAGCGAACAGCAGCUCCAAUGAGAUGGCAUGCACAACACAACUCAGAUGGAGAGAUUGCACAUCCUUCAGAUGCAGAAGCGUGGAAACAUUUUCAAGAGCUCUAUCCUAGUUUUGCGUCUGAGCCAAGGAAUGUCUACCUUGGGUUAUCUACGGAUGGAUUCAACCCUUUUGGCAAGCAUGGGCGGCAAUAUUCUUUAUGGCCAGUAAUUGUCACACCUUAUAAUUUGCCACCAAGUUUGUGCAUGAAACGAGAGUUUUUGUUCCUUACAAUACUCGUUCCUGAACCAGAGCACCCCAAGAGAUCUCUUGAUAUUUUCUUACAGCCAUUAAUUUAUGAGUUGAAGCUGUUAUGGAAAUAUGGCAUUGAAGCAUAUGAUGUUUCUCUAAAACAAAAUUUUGUAAUGCGAGCGGUUUUUAUGUGGACGAUAAGUGAUUUUCCAGCAUAUGGUAUGCUUUCUGGUUGGUCUACUCACGGAAGAUUAGCAUGUCCGUACUGUCAAGAUAACACUGAUGCAUUCCAAUUACGACACGGUCGAAAAACUUCUUGGUUUGAUUGCCAUCGACGGUUUCUACCCCCUGAUCAUCCAUAUCGAAGGAGCACGACACUGUUUAGGAAGAAUAAAAAAAUUUAUGAUGCUCCACCUCCAGAGCCUACAGGUUUAGAUAUAAUCCGACAAUUAAGAGAUUUUGAUGCUGAGAAGACGGUUUCAUGUGGUGGGAAUGGUCAUGUUCCUAUUCAAGGAUGUGGAGAGUACCACAAUUGGAACAAGAAGAGUAUUUUCUUUGAUUUGCCAUAUUGGAAAGACCAUCUACUUCGGCAUAAUUUAGAUGUGAUGCACAUUGAGAAAAACUUUUUCGACAACAUCAUGAAUACUGUACUUAAUGUGCAAGGGAAGACUAAAGAUAAUCUGAAGGCAAGAUUAGACUUACCUGAUAUUUGUUCACGUAAAGAACUGCAUGUUAUGGAAAAUGGGAAAUCAUUGCCCCCAGCUUUUCGAUUAAAUGUGCUUUCAAAAGAAGAAUUCUUCGACUGGAUUAAGGAAAGUGUUAAAUUCCUUGAUGGAUAUGCAUCUAACCUGCGUAAUUGCGUUGAUAGUGGAGAAGGUAAGUUGUGUGGGAUGAAAAGUCAUGAUUGUCAUGUUUUUAUGCAACGCCUCCUUCCAUUUGCCUUUUCUGGUCUUCUACCUAAAAACAUUCAUGAAGCUAUCGCAGGUAUUAGUGCAUUCUUCCGAGAUCUGUGCACUAGAUCACUUACAGUCGAUGGUAUCCAUAAUUUAGAGGAAAAGAUACCAGUUAUCCUAUGCAAUCUUGAGAAAAUAUUUCCACCGGCCUUUUUUGAUGUUAUGGAACAUCUUCCGAUUCAUCUCCCAAGGGAAGCUGCACUUGGAGGACCCGUUCAGUAUAGAUGGAUGUAUCCUUUUGAACGGUAUAUGUUCCAUCUAAAGAAGAAAGUGAAAAAUCUUGCAAGAGUUGAAGGUUCUAUUGUUGCACAAUGCAUUAAUGAAGAGAGGUCAACUUUUGCCGGCAACUACUUUUCAUCUUCUGUAAAAACGAAAAGCAGACGGCCUGCACGACAUGAUGAUGGAGGUGUGCCACAAACUUAUCCUGUGGAAGUCCCAAACAUAUUUACACAAAUUGGAAGGGUUAGUGGAAAAGAAUAUGAGAGGGUAUACAUGUUGCAAAUACGCGAAUGGUUUCCAAGUUAUACAGAGGACGAGCUUAUGAGCCAUAAGCAGAAAGACUUUGCAGGAUGGUUGCAAUGGCAUGCACAUAAAGAAGGGAACUCAAGGAUAACUUCCAGUUACGGUAUAUCGUCGACAACCGGAGAUUUUGUCUACUAUGGUAUACUUCGUGAAAUACUUGAAGUCCAAUACCCUGAAAUGGUUGGGUUAAAGUGCAUUGUGUUUUAUUGCGAUUGGUAUGAUCCUGUAGAAGGUCUACGCACCGAUCAAUUUGGUGUCACUUCUAUUAACUCCCGAAAACGACUUCGAAAAUAUGAUCCAUUCAUCCUUGGUUCACAAGCGGAUCAGGUUUGCUAUAUAAAAUACCCCCGUGUUACGAGCAGACAAGAUCCGUGGAUGACAGUUACGACGAUACACCCACGAGGAAGGGUAUAUGGAGUUUCUGAACACGAGCCAUUACAAGAAAAUGUCACCGGCAAUUUAGGUGAAAUCAAACCGUCACUUGAAGAAGUUGACCUUGUUGUUGACUUUACUGAUAUGGAAGAUGACUAUGUUGUUUAUGCUGAUUCAGAACCAGAAAUUGGCGAGUUUGACGAGCAUUACGAAUCUGGUACUUCUGAAUAUUCUUCCGAUUCAGAUUAA
Messenger RNA from Eutrema salsugineum, 2373 nucleotides. RefSeq lists its product as uncharacterized. The coding region runs from base 1 to 2373 and encodes 790 amino acids. The record is from RefSeq and is a predicted model, not a curated record. NCBI's taxonomy places the organism in Eukaryota, Viridiplantae, Streptophyta, Magnoliopsida, Brassicales, Brassicaceae. The transcript has 4 exons.